AUCACCAAGCGUAAAAGCUAUCGAAUGAACUUUCAAAGAUUGGUUCAUUUUGGUAAAAAAUUAAGAGUUUUGAUGAUUUCAGAAGUAAAGAAAUACCCACCACCAGUCAACAGAUCUAUGGUUGAGCUUGACCGGUCCUUUUUCCAUCGUGAAGUUCCUUUAUUGGCAGCAUAUUUCCCCAAUGCAAAACAUAUUGGUGAAUUCGUCAAACGCUGUAAACAGGACAUUCUUUAUAUGCCCAAUAUAAAGCACAUUGUGCAAAUGGACGAUUCAAAGGCAGUUUUGCUUCAGGAUCGCAUCACUGACGUUUCUCAACUUUCUGCCUUAUCCCAAGAGAAGGUUAAAGAAUUUGGAGUUGAACUAAGACCAUAUACUAUGCAACUUGAUUACUCUUUCUGGAAAACUGAUGACAUAUUAAGGGCUAUCCUUCCUGAAAAUCUCCUUGAUGAAACUCCUUCGGGAUUCAGUCAAGCGGGACAUCUUGCUCAUUUGAAUCUCAAAAACGAAUUCAAACCUUAUGGAAAGUUGAUAGGUCAAGUGAUUUUGGAUAAGAAUCCCCUGAUUCGUACUGUAGUUGACAAAGCAGACACCAUUGCCAACAAGUUCAGAACUUUUCAAAUGAACUUGCUUGCCGGUGAGGACAACUUCUUGGUGGAACAAAGUGAAAGUGGAUGCAAGUUCCGAUUUGAUUUUAGUAAAGUAUAUUGGAAUUCUCGUUUAAGUACUGAACAUGACAGGUUGAUUAGUAAAUUUGCCAAGGGAGAUGUUGUGGGUGAUGUGUUUGCUGGUGUGGGUCCAUUUGCAGUUCCUGCGGGUAGAAAAGAAGUUAUCGUUUUGGCCAACGAUUUGAAUCCUGAAAGUUACAAAUACUUGCAAGAAAAUAUUACUUUGAACAAUGCCGGUUUGUUUACGAGAGCAUUCAACUUAGAUGGAAGAGAGUUUAUCCGUCAAAGUCCUAAAUUGUUGUAUGAUUUAUACACAAAAACCCCAGUAAUACAACAAAAGAGAAUUGUACGAAGAAAAGUACCUGCUGAGGAACCAGGACAGCCAGCAAAAUCAGUAAAAGAAGAAAAGAUCAUUGAAAUGAAAGUACCAAAAUUUUAUAAGCACUAUGUGAUGAACUUGCCAGAUUCUGCAUUGACAUUCUUGGAUGAAUUUGUAGGAUUGUACGGAAGAUAUCCUGAAAUAGCCCAAGAUUUGAAACAAGAUCCAGAGUUCCAAUUACCUAUGAUUCACGUUCAUUGUUUUGAAAAGUUCGAAAUUGAUGAAGAACCACCAAUGGAAGAGUUACAUCGCAGGGUUUAUGACAAGAUUGUCCGGUUAAUGGGUUAUGAAUUGGAUUUCAGCAAAAUGGAAUUCCAUCAUGUUAGACAAGUGGCUCCUACAAAACCAAUGUUUUGUGUUUCAUUUGAAUUACCGGAGGAACUUGCAUUUAAAGUUGUAAGUUAAGAUAUUUCCUGUAUAAUAUAAUAUAAUAAAAAACUUGAAUUAGAAGCAUCAUAUUGUAUGGCUGGGAAAAUCGUAUGCGUGUUAUGGUAGCGCGGUUCUUUUAAGUGGGAAAAUCUGCUUGUAUUUAUUUGUGCAUUUUCC
Messenger RNA from Spathaspora passalidarum NRRL Y-27907, 1590 nucleotides. Its product is annotated as tRNA (guanine) methyltransferase. Gene Ontology annotation, biological process: mitochondrial tRNA methylation; tRNA N1-guanine methylation. The record is from RefSeq and is a predicted model, not a curated record. NCBI's taxonomy places the organism in Eukaryota, Fungi, Ascomycota, Pichiomycetes, Serinales, Debaryomycetaceae. The transcript has a single exon. Gene Ontology annotation, cellular component: mitochondrial matrix; cytoplasm. The coding region runs from base 25 to 1449 and encodes 474 amino acids.